This is a messenger RNA of Cooperia oncophora, 237 nucleotides long. The record is from the annotation of a GenBank genome assembly. Lineage: Eukaryota; Metazoa; Nematoda; Chromadorea; Rhabditida; Trichostrongylidae.
AUGUCAUAUUGCUCGUUUCAGUCUCCACGAGUGUUCACGGAUCGAUGUAGGGACCCAGGUAGUGAACGUGGAAUGCCGACGGUGCCUUGUUCUACCGUUUGUAUAUCAUUGCUGGAACCCGACAUAGAAGCGGGUGUUUUCAUUGGCUACAAGCACAUUCGUGGUUGUAUGGAUCGAGUGUUGCGACACGGUUUAAUCAAACAGCGUUGCGAACGCACCGAUUUCAUCACCAUGUAA